Akanthomyces muscarius is the source of this 912-nucleotide messenger RNA. RefSeq lists its product as uncharacterized. The record is from RefSeq and is a predicted model, not a curated record. Lineage: Eukaryota; Fungi; Ascomycota; Sordariomycetes; Hypocreales; Cordycipitaceae. The transcript is spliced from 2 exons. The coding region runs from base 1 to 912 and encodes 303 amino acids.
AUGCAGGACAUUCAAAAAGACUUGCCAAUGGCGAUGGCGAUGGCUGGCCUAGCCGCUAUCUCAUGGUACAUUGGCAUCGAAAUCAACAUCUCCCUAUUUUUCCUGUUCAAGCGAAAACAUGGACUUUAUUUCUGGUCGUGUGCGCUUGCGUCCUGGGGCGUCAUUCUACAACCACUAUUUAUGAUACUUGCCGACUUCGAUAUUUGGAAGGAUCCGGUUCCGUCUCUCGUCAUGAUAUACAUCACCUGGUUUAUUAUGGUCGUUCCUCAGAGCUGGGUUCUGUACUCACGACUGCAUUUACUGAUGCGCACCACGAAAACGCUGCAAAUUAUAAAAUACGUGCUCAUCUUCAACUCGGUCGUAUUCUCUAUACCGACCAUGAUCAUUGGCACACUGGCUCAAGCCACGAAUGUCAAUCCCGCCCUGCAUUCAUUCAAUCUGAAAUGGGAUCGGAUUCAACUCAUCAUCUACUUCGCUCAAGAGUUCGCUCUGAGCAUGCUGUACAUCUUCCAGACAUAUAAGCAUUUGAAGGAUAUUUUACCACUUGAGCAACGCUUUUGGUCACUCGCAUCCACCUCAACGAAAGGUGGUUCGCCGUCAAGCGAGCGCUUUUCCGUUCUACGCCACCUUGUUUAUGUCAAUAUCCUCAUCAUUGCUCUCGACAUCACGCUCCUCGGUAUCCAGUGCGCCGAUCUCUUUUACUUGCAAGCUGCCUUGAAGCCAUGCAUCUAUGGCAUUAAGCUCAAGAUUGAGUUUGCGAUUCUGAACCGACUGAUUCGCAUUCUCCAACGCCAACAACCAAGUCGGCAGGGAGCAUACUUCGUGAGUGAUCAUGAGAGCAUGGGGCCUUCAAGCGACACGAUUUCAUGCCACGAGAGAGAUGUGCGACGCGGGAAAUCGAAUGGCGACUAG